GGUGGCAGUGGCAGCGGCAGAGGAGAGGAGAGAAGUGGAAAGGAGAGGAAAGGAAGAACCAGGAGUGGUCGAGGACGGUGAGACGAGAGAUUAAGAGAAUAAGACAGAGAGAGAGAGAGAGAGAGAGAGAGAGAGAGAGAGAGAGAGGAGAAUGGUAAACGUUGAGUGACGAGAGAAGGUCGACGAUUCUCAACGGUCGACUAUCCACCAAUUAAUGGUCCGGCAACUAUUAUGGCAAUCCAAGAUCGCAGUUAGAAACAAGUAGAGUACGAAGUCCGCUAAUGAGACUGCAAUUGUAACUCAAUCGAAAUAUCUACAACAAAAUGUGUUCUUACUGGAUGAUUGAGCUGCCAUUCAUGGCGUUACUAUUGGUAUUGCAAUUUCAGUCGGGAUGUGCUCGGCGAUCAGAAAUCGGUGAUUUGCCGAUGGAAGAUGUAUUCGGGGGUCAGCGAAAAAUCUCAGGUGGGGGAUUUUAUAAGCAUUCUGAUUAUGAGGGACAAGGAUCGGCUACUUCGAGUCAAGCUAAUGUACCAUAUUUAUCUUAUCUGCCUCGGGAAAGAAAACCCAAUAUUGUUCUUAUACUUACCGACGAUCAGGACGUUGAGCUUGGCUCGCUGAACUUCAUGCCACGUACAUUGAAACGAAUCCGAGACGAGGGUGCCGAACUCCGGCAUGCGUACGUAACAACUCCUAUGUGCUGUCCAAGCAGAAGUUCCCUAUUAACGGGACGUUACAUGCACAAUCACGAAGUCUUUACCAAUAAUGAUAAUUGCAGUAGUCCUCAGUGGCAGAGGGAUCACGAGCCCCAUACUUUUGCAACAUACCUGAGCAACGCUGGAUAUAGGACCGGUUACUUUGGGAAGUACUUGAAUAAGUACAAUGGUUCAUACAUCCCGCCAGGCUGGCGCGAAUGGGGCGGCCUAAUAAUGAACUCGCGUUACUACAACUACAGCGUCAAUAUGAAUGGCAAGAAGAUAAAACAUGGCUUCGAAUACAAUAAAGAUUAUUAUCCGGAUUUAAUAGCCAAUGAUAGCGUCGCCUUUCUCAGACAGAGCAAGCACAAUUUCGCUCGAAAACCAGUGAUGUUAGUCGCCAGUUUCCCAGCACCGCAUGGACCCGAGGACUCGGCUCCCCAAUUUUCAAAUCUUUUUUUCAACGUCACCACUCAUCAUACACCGGCAUAUGAUUACGCGCCAAAUCCAGAUAAACAGUGGAUUCUACAGGUGACGCAAAAAAUGCUGCCAAUUCACAAACAAUUUACCGAUCUUCUCAUGACAAAGCGACUUCAAACUCUCCAAAGCGUUGACUCUGCCGUUGAAAGAAUCUAUCAAGAACUGAAAAACUUGGGCGAAUUGGACAAUACGUAUAUUAUUUAUACGUCGGAUCACGGCUAUCAUUUGGGCCAGUUUGGCUUGAUCAAGGGCAAGAGCUUUCCGUUCGAGUUUGACGUGCGUGUGCCAUUCCUGAUCCGAGGGCCGGGCAUCGAGCCAGGAUCCGUAGUAGAUGACAUAGUCUUGAACAUUGACUUGGCGCCGACCUUCCUGGAUAUCGCUGGCGUUGAAACACCGCCAAGAAUGGACGGGCGUUCAUUUAAAAAACUCUUCUUCAAUAACAAAUCUGGACGGCGAUCCAAAUGUAAAUGGCCCGACACAUUCCUGAUUGAGUCUUCGGGUCGACGCGAAACACCUGAAUCGAUAGCUGAAGCAAAGGCUCGUGAAGCAAGAAAGCAAGCGAAAUUAAAUGUCAAUACUGCAAGUAUAAAUGACGACGGUGACACAAUAGAUUCGGAAGACUCGAUCUCUAGAAAAAUUAGCGAAAGCAACUCGGAUAACGAUCAAGACUUUUCUGACAUCGACGAUAUCGGUGAUGCCACUUUAGGCGAUCAUGCUGAAGCUGAGACGGAUAGCGAGUCACGAUUAGACAACGGCGUGAUCCAGCCGCAUCAGAGACAGCCAAACAACUUUCAUUCGCUGAAACAUGCGCGACUAGCGGCCGAGUGCUCACGACCCUCGGCCCAAGCGGACUGCCAACCCGGGCAGAAGUGGCGCUGCGAGAGGGAGGGUCAACGCUGGCGCCGGCAUAAGUGCCGAGGAGAUGGAAGCCAGGAGCAGAUCCCAGGAUCGACCGGGGCGACCACUCCCCGUAACGCUUGGAAAAAGUGUGCCUGCUUCACGCCUAACGGCGUCGUUUACAGGCGCCUCGAGGCCAACGACUUUAACGGACACCGUUUCGUCUUUGGCAAAGAGAGCAGGUUCACAGGUCCUUACGGACAAGUGCAGGCGGUCGCUCCUAGACGAGGUAAAAGAAAUAUAAAAGAUGGCAAGUUAGUCAGAGAUUCGGAAGACUUUGAUACUAAGACAUUAAAUGCUUUUAUACAUAGUCAUUUGGACAUUGACGAUAUAAUUACUAGGCAUCACAGAAUACGUAGAAGUACUACGAAGAAAGAUAGUAUUGAACAUGUGACUAAAAUUAUGGAGAGCAUCGAAGAAGAAUUGGAUGAUCUUAAGGCGAAACAUUCAAAUUCGGAUAAACAGUUUACACCAAAAUGUUCGAUCCUUCCUCGUGGUGAUGUAAACUGCACUCAAUCCGUUUAUAAGGAUCCAAACGAGUGGCGUAUAUCUAGAAAGGAAAUCGAACAACAAAUUCGUAAUAUGAGAAUGCAACUAGAGACUCUAAAGGAGAUCCGACGUCAUUUAAUGCUUAAGCGUCCACAAGUAUCGAAUAAUGAAGAACAUGAACAAUACUGGCCAAAAUAUGUAGAUGAGACAACGAAUAAUUCAUCACAGUAUAAGGGACAUUCACGACAUCCCAACAUUAAUAGUAACGUCUCUCAUAAUCACACAAGUCGGCAUCACCGAAAGCAUGAAAAAGACGUUCAUCAUGGCUUUGAAAUUUCAACCAAUUCAAGUCCCAUUGUUUCUAGCGGUGCACGCACCGUCAAUUAUCAGAACAGGAUUUUCAGCGCCGGUAGUGAACAAACGACAGAGAAUUCCGCCUUUUCGACGUCAGGAAUGGAAGGAUCGAUGGCUUUAGCAACGCCAAGACCAAAAAAAAAUGGUUGUCGACAGAAAAUCGAGAGUGCUAGCGGCUUACAAAUCAAUACCGAUGACGAAAAAUAUCAACAACGACGUAGAAAAACUCAUUUACGACGAAAAAACAAUACCUUAUUAACAAAUAGUGUACACGAAGAUAUUGUAACUUCGGAUGCAAGAUCGACCGAAGCUACGGUGGAAAUUACCUUAUCGGAAAAAUACUUUGUAACGGGAAACGAACGUAAUGACAAAUCUUCUCAAAUUCAAAAGCUAUUACCAACUACUUCAACAAUAUUAACCAGCGUAAAGGCAGCCGAGGACUCUUCGGAUAAUUCACUUCUGAGACGAAUAGUACAAACUACUGAUAAUUAUGAACAUCCUUUGGAGUCCAUUGACAAAUUUUCGAUUUCCUCGACUGAUAAGCCUACUAGUCGUACAUGGAUCAAUGAAAGCACUAUGAAUAUAAUACUACCAACAACCUCGAUAUCUUCAAUAUCAUCAACGAGUUCAACAGGGACAACGACAGAGACAACCAUCAGCGCGGCUAACAACAACGAAAACUUAGAAUGGAAUCUUAAUCCAAAAAAAACUUCAAAAACAUCACAUCGGAUUAGACCAAUAACUAAUUUAAAUAAUCAUGGUCGAAAAGAUGAGUUCCUCGAUUCAACGGAUAAGCAAACGCGAAAACAUCCAACGUCGUAUUCUUCUAAAACACCAUUAACACAAGAACUUCAACAUAAAUGUUUUUGCGAAUCGGAUACUUACAUUAGAGACGAGAAGGAGGUGGCGAAGGAAGAAAAGCGAAGACUCAAGGAGGAGCGUAUACGGAAGAAAGAGCGCAAGCUCAGGAAGAAGGCCAAAUUGGAAAAGGAGUGCUUGACGGAAAAAAUGAACUGCUUCGAACAUGACAAUGAUCAUUGGCGUACUGCACCCCUAUGGAACGCUGGACCUUUCUGCUUUUGUAUGAACGCCAAUAAUAAUACGUACUCCUGUCUCCGUACCAUUAACGCUACGCACAAUUUUCUUUAUUGUGAGUUCACCACUGGUCUCGUCACUUUUUACAACUUGCGAAUCGACCCAUUUGAGCAAUGGAAUAGAAUAUCCUCGUUAAAUCCACUGGAAAAGUCAUACCUGCAUGAUCAACUAGAGCACUUGAAACGAUGCAGAGGCACUCAUGAUUGUACCGUGGGUGUUGCAAGAGAAAACGUAAAAGAUAUGCUUAUUCAGCAACAGCAAAGAUCUAUGCUCAAAAGAAAAUAUUCCGAUGCGUUUGGUGAAACUUUCGUUCCAUCAACUUUACAAAUAGUCAGUGAUAGUGAAUUACUUCAUUCGCAAAAUCGAAGACGCAGUAAAAAAUGGCCCUAGUAAUAUUUCUAUUAUUCUUAUUAUAAUAGGUUUUAUAAUUAUAAUAUUUCUAAAACUCAUUUUUUAUUUUGUAGUUUUUGGAAUAGACAUAAUCGAAGCUGGCAAAGUAGCAGGCGAUAUCAUGAUGAUAUAACGAGUCUAAGAAGGCAGCGGCAUCACACGUAGUUUUAUUAAUCAAUUGCUAAUUUGAUUUUACUUUUUGUCAGUACUCUUACAGAGAUAUUGGGUAAUUAAUAGUUGUUUUUAACAUUACUUUAUUUAACAAAA
This is a messenger RNA of Ceratosolen solmsi marchali, 4664 nucleotides long. RefSeq names its product Extracellular sulfatase Sulf1 (gene Sulf1). Bases 324 to 4397 code for a protein of 1357 amino acids. The transcript is spliced from 16 exons. Lineage: Eukaryota; Metazoa; Arthropoda; Insecta; Hymenoptera; Agaonidae. Gene Ontology annotation, molecular function: N-acetylglucosamine-6-sulfatase activity; glycosaminoglycan binding. The record is from RefSeq and is a predicted model, not a curated record.